AUGGAUCUCCAAACGCUCUCUAAUCUGUUUGCCACCACCUACAACCCCGACCCCAAUGUGCGUAAGGCCGCAGAACUGCAAAUUCGAAAGAUCGGCAACGAGGAGGGCAUGAUCGCUGCCGUUCUCCGAAUCAUCGCCGCAGAUACUAUCGAUGUUGCAACGCGGCAAGCAUGCUCUGUGUGGCUCAAAAACCGCGUUUACUCCUCCUACUCCGUUGAAGUUGCUAGACGCCCGGACCAAGUCCUCAUCUCAGCCUCGGAACGUGAGGCUCUUCGUAUCAACAUCCUUCCACUUCUCGCCGCCUCCACCACCAGGAGUAUCUCGCUCCAACUCGCAAACACCUUAAAAUCCAUUGUAGCACACGACUUCCCGACGCGAUGGCCAACUCUUGUCGACGAGAUCAAGCGGUUGCUAUUGAGCUCCAACGUUGGCGAUGUGCAUGCUGGUUGUGUUGCGACUCUUGAAGCAGUUCGUGCUUUCAGAUUCCGUCAGAAAGCUGAUAUCCUCCCAAGCCUCAUAUCUGAGCUCUUCCCGACCCUCGUCAGCAUUGCAGGUCAGAUGGUGGCUCAACCUCCGACCUCAUCGCAGGAGAUUCCGACGAUGCUCCACCUCAUCCUCAAGGCUUACCGCACCACGAUCGUCAUCAACCUCAGCGAACACCAACAAAGUAGCCAAAGCAUCGUGCCCUGGGGCAACCUUCUCUUUGCUGUAGUCAACUUAAGGCUUCCAAAGGAAGCCGUUCCUGAAGAUCUUGAAGAGCGAGAGAAAUGCGAGUGGUGGAAGGCAAAGAAGUGGGCCUACGCCGUUCUAGGCAGGCUUUUCCAUCGUUACGGAAAUCCCUCUCAGAUGCCUUCAACUCUGAGGAAGGAUUAUCUCCAGUUCGCGCAACACUUUGUGACGGCGUUUGCGCCAGAGAUUCUCAAUAUCUAUUUACAGCAAGUGGAGCUCUACGUGUCUAACCAAGAAUGGCUCUCGAGCAAAUGCCAGUAUCAUAUCUUCCAAUUCUUCACCGAAUGUGUCAAGCCUAAAGCUACCUGGGUACUGCUCAAGCCACACUUCGACAAGCUCAUCUCAAACUUUGUUUUCCCUCAACUCUCAUUCAACGCGUCGCGUCGCGCCUUGUGGGACAGUGAUCCCGUUGACUAUGUUCGCAUCUCGGCGGAUGAGUACGAGUCCUUCACCACUCCUGUCGCGUCUGCAACGACGUUCACGCUUGCCCUUGCUGGAAAUCGCACCAAGUCAACAUUUUUGCCCAUCUUGCAGUUCAUCACGUCGAUCCUUCGCUCGCACGGACCAGCCGAGCAACGUUUUGGUGCCCUGAAUAUGACAGCUGCUCUCGGUCGCCAAAUCAUGCUGCAUCCCGAAGCCAAGAACAACAUGGAGCAAUUCAUGCUGCAGUACGUCAGUCCUGAGUUGGAGAGUUCAGAGCCGUUCCUGAGGGCAAUUGCUCUCGAGAUCCUCGGCACCCUCACUAAACAAGGUCUCGUCUGGUCAUCUGAGGACAUCCUUAGCAAGCACUUCCAGGCGACGUUCCGUGCUCUCGACGACCCAGAGUUCCCUGUCCGUGUUCAGGCGGCGUUAGCACUUACUGAAAUGAUUAUCGCUUCCGACUCUGUUCGCACCGCUGUCGCGCCAAACGUUGGAAAGGUCAUUCAAGACCUGUUGAAGAUGUCCGACGAGACCGACCUCGACAUCCUGAAUGCUAGCAUGGAGGUUAUGGUUGAACGGUUCCAGACUGAGCUACUCCCUGUAGCUGCUAUGCUUACGGCACGUCUGUGCGAAUCUUACAUGCGUCUAGCGAGAGAAAGCGCAAUCCACGAUCAUAUGGAGGAAAACGCGGACCUGGAGACCCUUCUCCAGGAUACCGACGAUGAUAAAACCUUUGCCGCCAUGGGUGUCUCGAAGACUAUCAGCACCAUUGUCUCGUCCAUCGAAAGCUCGCCGGAAAUCCUGGCCCAGAUCCAGGAAAUUGUCGUUCCUAUCAUUGUGUUCACUCUCGAAAAUAGAUUGCUCGACUUGUUCGACAAUAUGUACGAGUUGGUCGACAGCCUGACAUACAAGCUUCGUUCGAUCGCACCUUCGAUGUGGCCUGUCUUUGAGCUGACAUACAAGCUCUUCAAACAUGAGGCCGUCGACUUCCUUGAAGAAAUGCUGCCUUCUCUUGACAACUUUGUUUCUUAUGGUGCUGAAGUAAUCAAUGCUCGUCCUGAGUACAAGCAGAUGUUAGUCGACAUCUACACCACCUCCAUUACCAACGAACAACUUGGCGAGAACGAUCGUGUAAACGGCUCCAAGUUGGCUGAGUCAAUCUUACUUAACCUUCGUGGCAGCAUUGAUGAUUAUCUGUCUCGUAUCAUCUCUACAGCUCUCGGCCUAUUGGACAAGACAGAGACCGCCGCACUCCGAUUGGCCAACCUGGAAGUCUUGAUCAAUGCCGUACUCUAUAAUCCUUCUGCGGCUCUGAAUCUCAUGGCCGCUAAUAAGCCCGGUCUGGCGCGUACCUUCUUCGACCAUUGGUUCGUCGCUAUCAACACCGAAAAUCGUUUGCCCAGGGUGCACGAUAAGAAGUUGACCAUCUUAGCGCUCUGCGCGCUUAUGGAAAUGGCCCCUGAGUCAGUACCUGAGGAGCUCCAUGCUGGCUGGCCCGCAAUCGUCGGCGGUGCACUCAAAGUCCUCAAGACCCUUCCCAAGGCCAUCGAGGACCGCAAGCGGCUUGAGUUGCUUAUGCAGGAAGAGUCUGAGUCUGAAGACGACUUGGAUGAGAAAGUUCUGAACCUGCAGGAAGAUGAUGAGGAUGUGUGGGAUGAAGAUUCCGCGUACAUGGAGAUGCUCGCAAGAGAGGGUGCCCGUCUUCGAGAAAAAUCAGAAGGUGUCACGAGCUCGGAAGAGGAGGAAGAAAGUGAUGACGAUGAGAUCGAUGAGGAGCUGGGCUACAUCAGCCCCUUGGAUAACUCCAACCCCUACGUGUCCUUCAAACAAGCCCUGACGACAUUCCAAAUGAAAAAUCCUAACAGCUAUCAGGCAGCUACCACGAGUCUCGACAUCGAGCAGCAGACACUCCUCAUGGAAGUCAUGAAGAUAGCUGACCAGGAACAAGCUCCUCCUUCUUAG
This is a messenger RNA of Cyclocybe aegerita, 3111 nucleotides long. NCBI's taxonomy places the organism in Eukaryota, Fungi, Basidiomycota, Agaricomycetes, Agaricales, Hemipholiotaceae. The record is from the annotation of a GenBank genome assembly.